AUGCUCCAGGAGAAGCACACAGUUGAUUUUGGGUCCUACGCGGGAGGCAGCGCCCCUGCGAAGCCUACAGACUCCUUCUUCCUGCAAUUCUUUCUCAACUUCUUCAGCAUUGUCGGCAAGCCGGGCAGCCCUAUUAUCAGGAGCGACAGGCCUGUCUUCGACAACAUCAAGUUCUCCCUCGAGAGAUACGCAGCGCCCUAUAGCGCUAAGCACCGACGCCACGAGCCAGCCUUCCACGCGUACGACUACAGGGCGAAUAUUGAGAUCCAGAUCAGCGAUAAUAUAUAUAACCUCCCACAGGAACAGCAUAUAUACCAUAAAGGGGAAGAAGAGGAAGAGGAGGAGGAGGAGGAGGAGGAGGAGGAGGAGGAGGAGGAGGAGGAUAAUAGAGAUGAAAACGUCCAGCAGGGGGUCUAA
This is a messenger RNA of Colletotrichum aenigma, 417 nucleotides long. RefSeq lists its product as uncharacterized. The record is from RefSeq and is a predicted model, not a curated record. Lineage: Eukaryota; Fungi; Ascomycota; Sordariomycetes; Glomerellales; Glomerellaceae. The transcript is spliced from 2 exons. Bases 1 to 417 code for a protein of 138 amino acids.